Molecule: messenger RNA, 432 nt
Organism: Monoraphidium neglectum
Lineage: Eukaryota; Viridiplantae; Chlorophyta; Chlorophyceae; Sphaeropleales; Selenastraceae
Product: Hydroxylamine reductase
Exons: 4
Coding region: 1-432 (143 amino acids)
Biological process (GO): response to hydrogen peroxide
Molecular function (GO): peroxidase activity; hydroxylamine reductase activity
Source: RefSeq, a predicted model, not a curated record
AUGAGCCUGAUCAGCCUCCACUGCUCUGGCCGGAUGGCCACAGCCGCGAGGCGCCCCGCGGCUGCGCCCCGUGCCUCCUUUGCGCCCCGCGCACCAUGCGAGCAGACGCUCCACGGCACCGGCUGCACGGACGUCCCUGCGGGCGUGUGCGGCAAGACGGCUGACGUGGCCAACCUGCAGGACCUCCUGACCUUCCAGCUCAAGGGCCUGUCUGCCUGGACGCACUUCGCCCACCAAAACGGAGUGGAGACCCCCGACAUUGACUCCUUUGUCAAGGCCGCCGUUUUCUCCACUCUCACCAAUGUCAACUUUGACGCGGAGCGCUUCCGCGACUACACCCUCCGCGCCGACGAGCUCACGCGCGGCCUCAAGGCGCAGCUCGCGCGCGCCAACAUCGCUGGCGGGCCCGCCAAGGAGCCCCUGCCAUGGUAG